AUGCCGAGAAAAAUCGGAUUCCACGUCGUGUACGCGACCAGCGAAGAGGAUAGACACUCUUCGUUGGAACUGAACGUUCAUGGACCGGCGGUGAGGGGUUGGCAGAGUUCACGAACGUGUACAUAUCCUCAAGAACUCAUACUUCGCCUUCAUGGGCCAACGAAGCUUACGAGGAUACAAGUGUUGGCUCACCAAUAUCUUAUCCCGCAGAAACUGGAAAUCUGGACGUCACGCGAGGAGAAUGCCUCUGUCACGACCUACGUCGCGCUUCCGGAGACAGAGGCGGUCUCUUUGAAACUGAGGCUACACAAACCGCACAAUAACGCGCACAAUGUAUACCAGCAGGUCGGUCUUAUCGCUAUUAAUAUCCUCGGCGAACCCUACGGACAAGAGCUGACGGGCCAAGGAGACGCACCGUACAAUCCGCACUACACGUCCCCGUACGAUGAUCUAGCCUUUGAAAUGUACGUCGAUCGUGAAGUUGCCAAAAUCAUUAGACAGAUGGAAGCGAAGAAGUUACAGGCGGUCGAAGAGGAGAGAUUCGAGUACGCAUCGAAGUUAAAAGUGGCCAUGGAAAAUCUGCGGAAGGCCGGUGAACGUCUUGCGAAGUACGAACUGGAGAAGAAGUAUGCCAUCGCGUUGGAGGAUUACGACAAAGCCAAGAUGAAGAAAGCACAAGCGCAGCAAUAUAGACAGCAAGUCUAUCAGAGCUUAGAAGUGCAGGAUCUUCUCGAACUUCACGGGCCAUUGGAGAAGAAUAAUCAAUCUUCGGUGGAAGGGAAAGAACCGGUGACGGUAGAGACCUCGAACACUACCACAAUUACCGAAGACAUCACGUCUCCUCCGAGAUUAGUGAUACCACCCAACCGCGACGGAGCUAUAUCACCCACUGGCCCUGCUCAUCAACCACCUGUUUCACCUCUGCAUCAGAAACCAAAUAGUCCAGAAGUUACCGAUAGUCCUACGAACGGAGUCGUCGAGAGACAGAACAACUGUAACAAAGGAUCCCUCAGACGGAAAACAAAGUCAGCGGGACCGACGCUUCGAUCUAGCUACGAGGCUUACGAGGAGAGGACAAUACCUGCCUUAAGACACUCACACACGAAUGAAUUCACCCGGGAAUGCCACAUGGAGAACACGGAGACGAAGGUGAUCUCUAAACUGAACGACAGAGAGAAGAAGCAAGCUGCGUUACCGAUCGCCGUCUUCGGAAUGGAAAUGGUGGAGAAAUUCUACUCGAAACAAUUCACGGACAAAGAAGAGGGAUUAGUUAUGCUGAAGGAAGAACUGAAGACGUUCGACCCGGAAGUGUCGAAACACUCGGCGAAUAAAACAGCCAGAGCGACGAUUUUGCUGUUGCAUAGAGCUCUCAGGGAUAAAGUCUUUAGCGUGUACAGUCUGGCGGCGCAAUUAAUUAGGAUCUUCUUCUCGGAGUUCGCGACAGACAGAGUGUCGUCCACUGAAAUCGCAAGAAGCGUAGAUCGUCUGCUUCCAGAGCUGUUGACUAAGUCAGGCGACACCACACCGAGAAUUCAUAAUAUGGCAGUGCAUACAAUACUGAGUAUGGCGGACUGCAAGUGUGUCAGGGAAUUGCAUAUAAUACCAGUACACUUAACGAGGCCAGUCAGUAGUAGUACGCAUCAAAGGCUGGCUCUCAGUAGACUGGAAAUGGUGGAGCAGCUGAUCCUGAACCAUGGAAUAUCUACUGACAAACAAAGCGGACUCACGUGUCGAACGUUGUCUGAAUUGGGUUCCUCGGGUUUGCAUCACCCGGCGGAGGCGGUCAGGAAAGUUUCGGAAAGGAUCUUGGUGCUCGUGUACAAAGUGAAUCCUAGAUUGGUCCGCAAACAGUUACCUCCGGACGAUGACAUCACCAGAAGGAACUUACUGUACCGUCAGCUUUUUCACGAGUUCGAUCUCAUCGAUCUUCAGAGGAAGAAGGAAACGGAAGCGUGUCAUAAAACAACGACACCAACGCGGACGAAAUCGACGGAGAAUAAUGUAGCGAACUUGACGAAGUCACCGUCGAGAACGAGUCCUGUCGUUAGUACUGGAAGCUCAACGAGCAUAACAUCUCCGUCCGAGAAUAGUACAGAUCACAAGGGUGACAAGAUGUGCAUAUUUUGCCUUUCCAAAGGACAAGGAUAUUCAGAAGAGGGGCUCAAUAUUCAUUAUUGGAGAAGCUGUCCCAUGUUGACGAAAUGUGAAGCGUGCAAGCAAGUGGUAGAAAUUUCGUACUUGAACCUUCACUUGUUAAAUGAAUGUGAUAUGCGAAGCAAUUACGUGAAGUGUGAAACGUGCAAGCAGGUAAUCCACGAGAACUCCUUUCAGGAACAUAGGAGAAGUGAUAAAUGUACAAAACCCAUCAAAGGCUACGAGCACUGUCCACUUUGUUCUUGUCUUGUAAAUCAAAAUAAGUGGAGAGAGCAUCUCAUGGGUGAACAUCCCUGUACGAAUAAUCCACGAAACAAACUAGGGAAAAGUUGUUCAAAGUCUCCAUCCAAUUCUCAAAAUCUCGGCGGGAAGAUAACAUCGCCAACUAAUAGAGAUUACUAG
Molecule: messenger RNA, 2556 nt
Organism: Dufourea novaeangliae
Lineage: Eukaryota; Metazoa; Arthropoda; Insecta; Hymenoptera; Halictidae
Product: centrosomal protein of 104 kDa
Cellular component (GO): cilium
Molecular function (GO): protein binding
Source: RefSeq, a predicted model, not a curated record